GGGCGUGUAGCGCAGUUGGUAGCGCGUCUGCUUAGCGUGCAGAAGGUCUUGGGUUCAAUUCCCAACUCGUCCAUAUAUUUUUUUGUUGUUUCUUGUUAUUAGUGUUUCAUCACGUGUAUCUGCAUAUUUUUUCCUUUCUUUGAAUUCUGUAUCAGCUCAGUGUAAUUGAUAACAAAUAGAUCACUACUCAACUGUAGUAGUUAAUUAUUACAAAUUACAAUAGAUAAAUACUAAAAUGGAAAAAUAUUCAAAUUGGAGGGAUAAAGGAACUGGGAUUGCUCCUUUCAUACCAAUUAUCAAUUCAAAUGAGUUAUUUUAUUACGAAAACAACCAGGCGUAUUACUAUUUAAUCAAAUUAUUUCAAUUUAUCAAUUUUUCAAUCAAAUUUCCACUUUUCAUUUUAUUAAAUUUAACUUAUUUAAUAAUAGUUUUUCCGCUAUCGAUUGUGUUAAAUAUAAACAAUUAUUCGCAAUACUAUAUAUUAAAUUUCAAUUUCAACUUUCUCUUUUCUUCGAAUUUUUGUUUUUUCUUUUCAACUAAUUUCCAAAACUUAAUUGCUAUAAGAAUUAAUGAUUACAAUAAGAAGACAAUUUACUUGAAUGGUAGUUCAAUCUUGAAUCAGAAUCUACCUGCCAAGAAUAAGAAAUAUUUAGUUAAUUUAACCAAUCCAUUGGAUUUCAUUAUAUUAUUUUUAAUAACCAAAAUUAAGGAUAAUCAAAAAAUAAUUUAUCUCUUUAAUGUUAAUGAUAAGCCGGAUGGUGAGGGCUAUUUGGUUGAAUUAUCGUUAUUUGAAUCUAUUUUAUACUCAAUUGCCAAUCCGUUGUCGUAUAAGAUUAAGAAUAAGGAUAUGAUUAGAUUUAAUGAUUUGAGUAACAAAUUUAAAGAUAAGGUGAUCUUUAUCUUUCCAGAGGGUACCACAAGUAAUGGCAAAUCGAUUUUAUCCUUUAAUAAUUUAUUCAAUAAUGCUGAUGAGAAUCAAUUGGAAAAGUUGAAUAUAAUUUCUGUUAAAAUCAUACCAAAUUAUCUAACUACUCCAAUCCCAGUUGAUAAAUUUUUUUAUUUGUAUUCUUUAUUAUCUAAUCUAUCGUCGAUUAAAUUUAAUAUUAAGAUUCUUAAUGUUAAUCAUUACAUUGAUGCUUCUGAUAGUUCUGGUAAACGUAAUUUGGAAGAAGAAGUUAGAAAAUUGUUUUGCAAUGAUGGCAAAAUCAGGUUUGUUAGUAAUGAGUUGAAUUUAAACAGUAAAAAAAAGUUUUUAGUGAAAUAUUUUAAUAAAAGAAGGUAAAUUAUUAAUCUUUUCUUUUUUUUUUUCGUUUUCGUUUUCCUUAUCGUUAUCUUUAUUGAGAUAAUUUUUAGUAGUAUUUAAGAAAUGAUUUUCACUUUUCUUUUUAAAUAAAAUUGGAUUGAAAUUUUCAAUAAACUCUAAAUCGAUAUCGCCUUUAUCGCCGGAAAAUUUAGCAUAUUCAUUGAAUAUGCCACUUAAAGACCAGUUUUGCAAUAGUUUUCUUAAUAUGCCAACCAAGACCCCAAUUCGAUGUUUGCCCUUAUUUGAGUGAAUCAAGAUCGGAUAAUUUUGAGGAUUCAAUAUUAGGUUGAUGGUUUUGAUUAUAAUUUUGGAAUCGUUCAUUAAAAAAGGUUCCUUGCAUGAUUUGAAUUUAAAAUAGUAGAAAUUCAAU
Messenger RNA from Ascoidea rubescens DSM 1968, 1673 nucleotides. It is a transcript of the gene LOA1, whose product is annotated as lysophosphatidic acid acyltransferase LOA1. The coding region runs from base 236 to 1282 and encodes 348 amino acids. The record is from RefSeq and is a predicted model, not a curated record. Lineage: Eukaryota; Fungi; Ascomycota; Saccharomycetes; Ascoideales; Ascoideaceae. The transcript has a single exon.